GAGUGCUCCCAGCAUUUUUGCCUACACCUCCGAGCACUCUACCAGAGAACACUGUGAAGUGCAUACAUUUGUGGUGUUUUGAAAAUCACCGUGGACAUACCGUCAUAAUUCAGUGGCCCGAUUUUACUUAAUUGGUCUCUGAGCGCGUGGCCGUUCGUUUGCCUACCUUACUUUUGCUAUAUACAUUUUUCCGCAAAAGUCAACCUCCACGGCUGUGUUUUUACUUUUCAUUGCAAUUAUUUUCAUUUUCAUUUCACAUCCAGUUGCAAUCGAUGUGAUGUGUACAUACAUAUAUCUCGUAGCAGUCGUAGCGUAUGUACCAUACCUGUGGUACAUAGAGAGAAUAUUCUUGCUGUAGCAACUUUUUCUGCCAGAUAGUAGGCAUGGCGCGAUUUGCACGGUAGCCCGAGUUCACCGCAAGAAGUCCAUUGAAUUGCAGGUGAAAAUUUUCACACUUGCUCAGUUGGGAAAGACCUCAUUGCUGUAAAUGGAGCACCGUCAGUCAUCUAAAGUCCUCCUGCAUCCUUCUGCAGACACAUUUCAUAGAGCAACAGGCUUUGUCUUUUUGUUUGGUCAGAUGUUUUCAAUUUUUCCUAUAUCCGGUAUCCUUUGUAAAACUUCACAUCAGCUGCAUUUUCGAUGGUUUUCCAUAAGAACCAUUUAUUAUUUGGUUUUAACAAUCUUUCAAAUUAUUUCAUUCAGUUUGUCUAUAAGGAGAGUUGUACGAACUGGAAAGAGCUUCUCAGCAUUUGCAUCAGUAUUCUUCUAUUUUGUCACUCUAACAGGAAGUUUUUUUAUAUUUCGUUUGGCAAGGCGGUGGAAAAGUGUCAUUGGAAGAAUUGAGAAGAUCGAAAAGAUCUUCCUAUAUCCACCUUACAGACAAGUGGGAUGGACAAUGAGAUGGAAAGUUCGUCUGAUUGCCUUCAUCCUGCUCUUUGGUGCUAUUAUUGAACAUUUAUUUUAUUUUGGAGCAAAGUUUCUCAAUGCUAAGAUACAACUUGAGAGAUGUAAUAUAAAUAUUCCUAUGUUUGAGCACUAUUUGAGAACAGAAAGACGGCACCUCUAUCCCACCAUUCCGUUUACUAAUAUUAUAGCUACUUUAUUCGAAUGGGCUAACAUAUCAAGUACAAUUUGUUGGUCCUAUCUCGAUGUUCUCGUAACAGUCUUCAGUGUCAACAUGGCCUAUCGAUUUAAACAACUUAGUGAUCGCAUGAAGAGAGUUAGAUUUAAGACUGUUCCUGAUACAUUUUGGAUCGAAAUUCGCUCCCAUUUUACUGACCUUACUAAUCUUCUUAAUUACCUAGACAAUGAACUGUCUAACAUAAUUAUACUGUCCUGUGGAAGCAAUCUCUACUUCAUCUGCCAGCAGCUCUUCAAUAGUUUUUCCGUGACUCCUGAGCAACUGAAUGCCGUUUACUUCUGGUAUUCCCUCAUCUACAUCAUCAUUCGAGCACUCACCAUGCUUUUCUUUGCGGCAUCAAUAAAUGAGGCCGCCAAAGAACCCUACCAAAUGUUAAAGUCCUUACCAUACACAUCGUGGACUUGUGAAAUCCAACGAUUCUCGGACCAACUAAUCAGUGAGGUAAUUGGAUUUUCUGGAAAGAGAUUUUUCUACAUAACACGCACACUAAUUCUAGCGCUAAUUGGUACGAUUGUCACUUAUGAACUCGUGCUCCUGGAUCAUGUUGUUGAGGCGCCAGAACUUAUUCAAAAAUCAUGCCACAUAACUUACAUUGAGACUAUUGAAUCUAAUAUUUCUACAACGUCAACAACCUAAGCAUUGUGCAAUAUCAUCAGAAGAAUAAUAAAGAUUCUAAAUCAAUUCUCAAAGUGUGGUAUAGAAGCAUUUUAAGCUCAAUGUCAUCUUUUGAUAUCAAAUGAACACAGCAUGAAAUGCAAGAAAUAAUCAUAAUUAUGAAAUUACAUAAAAUAUUGCAUUAGUGCUCGCGCGCGCAAUUACUCAAGACUCUCAUAGUGUUUGGUUGGAGCAUAUUUGAAGCAAAUUACAAAGAGAUCGCCAUUCUUUGCAUUUGAGUCGUAAAGAAGUGGAAAAUUAUUUUGCACAGCAUACGACACUGGUACAAAAAAAGUUGUAGAGAAAACAAGAAAUACAAAAAAAAAAACAAUUACAACAAAAUGUUCUUGCUGCUGGUUUUGAAUUUCAGAUAAAACAUAAUUUGCGGUCAGAUGGUGCAACUCGCUUUUUAUUUGAUUUGGCUGCACUGUCUCGAAUAUAAAGAGAGGGUGUUUCUUCUGCGAGAACUUUUUUGUUUGGAAACUUCUUCGACAUGAGCGCAUCAAUCGUUGUGCAAUUGAGCUAAUUAAAUUACAUACUCUCCUCGGUGUCUUUUAGUAUGGAAGUGGUGAUCAAUUAGGAGCAUAU
Lutzomyia longipalpis is the source of this 2383-nucleotide messenger RNA. Its product is annotated as gustatory receptor for sugar taste 64b-like. The record is from RefSeq and is a predicted model, not a curated record. Lineage: Eukaryota; Metazoa; Arthropoda; Insecta; Diptera; Psychodidae. The transcript has 5 exons. Gene Ontology annotation, biological process: sensory perception of sweet taste; detection of chemical stimulus involved in sensory perception of taste. Gene Ontology annotation, molecular function: sweet taste receptor activity. Bases 488 to 1777 code for a protein of 429 amino acids. Gene Ontology annotation, cellular component: membrane.